GCAACAUAAAGUUCCCCAGAGCAGCUAAGGCAGGAAAUGAGGAAUUAAACAGCCAAACAAAACCCGUGGGAGGAAAAACUGCAGUCAUGUCUACCUCCAGAUAAUCUCAGAGGUUUAUCAUUUGAAGUCUUGAACUCCCUUCUGAAGUCAGAUAAUUAUGCCUGGAAUUUCUCCAUUAACAAUUAUAGCAAAACCAAGUACCUCUUUGUAAGCUUUUCUAAACAGCUGCACCAUUUCCUUUUUGCCAUUUCUUCUUUAGCACAGGAAAAUUAGAGCCCGCAAGUUCCUCUCUACCCCCACUUCCACUCGGCCUUUGCUUUCUGAAUCUGAAUGUAACAGAGACUCUUAUUGGGCAUGAUGGAUAUGAAAACAAUGGCAUGCACUGAAAUCUGAACCCAUGCCAAGUUCCCAUUUUGUGUGGGGCAUUGAAAAGCCUAGGACAAUGAAAAAUCCUGGAUAUUUUUUCAGCCAUUUUCUGAGUAAGGAAAGAGAUACUUGGGUCUUAUUGCCUAAUACAACAAGGAUUUAUUAUUGAGUAUUAAAUAGGCAAGAAAACAAUCAACUGUCCCUUUUCAGAAUGAAGGAAAGAAAAACGUUUCUAGGUCCUCUUCAUUAUCAAGCAACUUCUCUCCACGUGUUAUGAAUUGACACCAGAAAGAGCUGAAACAUCAUAUCUGAACCUCUCCCUGUCGUGUUCCUUCAGAUGACUUUUCAGGGCUUCCUCCUUGCAUUUUGCGAUCUCCCAGAAGAGCUAAUUGAACAAACCAGCUGGGGACUCGUCCGGGAUUGCCGCGCCUGAAGAGGACACCAGGACUGGGACGGCCACCCACCCUGGGACCUCCGGGACAGCUGGCUACCAGGACCCGAGGAGAUCAGCUCAGGAUCAGUGACACUGUUGAGCGCCGGAUUGGUGAGAAAAUUCCGGCGGCGGGUGUGGGGGCGUGUGAGUGGUGUGUGAAUGAGAUGAGGACUGGCUAGUUCCAGAUCUUCGAAGUGAGUGGGACCUCCCAGUACGGUGGUUUCGGACUCCCGCGAGGGGGCCGGCCGGGAACAGAGGGAAGCGUGUGGAAUAAGUGUGAGUGAGAGCCUCCAAAGGGAGAGUCAGGGUCCCCCCUCUCCGGGCGUGCAGAGGAAUUUUGGGUGAGUGGCACGCACAGAUCUCAGCGAAGGAGGCUGGGGUUUGUUUUAAGUCCUGACGAAGGAAGUCAGGCACAAAUCUUGGCGAGGGAAGCCAGGGUUUGUUUUAAGUCCUGACGAAGGAAGUCAGGCAGAUUGUCUUGAGAAGGAUUCGAGCAAGCUCAAAGCCCUGCAGGCAAACUUAAGUCCUGACGAAGGAGGUCAGGCCUCGGCGAAGGAGGCCGGGUUUUAAGUCCUGAUACAUAGAGAAAUCAGGCAGUUGUUUUUCCUGACGAAGGAGGUCAGGUAAAGUCCUGAGCUUCAGGCAAAUUUGGAGGCUGGAACUCCUCAAAUAGGUACCUUCUGGUGGAUUUCUCUUCAAGAAGAGACACCUUUGUGAGUUUUUGUGUUGAGACCUGAAAAAAAAUGGGAGGAUGGAAUAGCAAGAAGACAGGCAAGAAGCUGAGGAAUAUACCUCCCCAUAGUCCUUUAGGGGAACUGUUGGAGAGAUGGGAUUCUAUAGAGGCCACGAAGGGAUUAGAUCAGGUUAAGAUGAUCUAUUACUGUGUAGAAGUCUGGCCAGAAUUAGAGAUGCAGGGAAGAUGGCCUUGGUGUGGGACAAGGGACAAGUGUAUGUGUCAGCAACUGAGUCAAUAUCUGAGAGCUCAAGGGGAUACCAAUCCCGAGCAAUUAUUGUAUGCAGCUUGUUGGUUAAAGAAUGCUAUUGGGGAUGAGGGUGUGCAGAUUUGUAAAGCGCAGAGGAAGAAGGAGGGCAAUGAAGAAGGGAAUGGUGGAAUUAGUAAAAGAUGGGACCCCCUAGAUUAUUUGCCUUCUGAUGCCCCUCCACCUUAUAAUCCUUUUCCUCUGGCAUCUCAAAGGGCAGAUCCGGCCUUUCCCCCAGCUGCUAUCUCAUUACCAUCUCCUGUAAUUCCUUCUUCUACCCCUUUGACUUCCCCUACGGCAGACCCAGCAUCUCCCAUGGUAACCAUUCCCUCACCACCCCCUUCAGCUCCCUCAGUUCCUUCUGCACCACAAGUGCCUACUCCACCUGCUGCAUUCUCCACCUCUCCUCAAGCUCUGAUUAAUAUGCACUCAGGCUCUGCUCCCCCUGCAAAUGCUGUCCCUUUACCUCCUCCUAGCUGGGACACAAACGCCUCCUUGCCUGAUAAGCCGUUAUCACCGAAUACACCUGGUGACCUGCAGGGGAAUCCUGAUGUCUCUCAGAUUGGUAGUUCAGUGUCUGAGGAUGGGCCAUACUGCAAUACCCGAUCUAAGACCUCCAAGGUAGAGAAAUUUUUCCCCUCAGAGAAGUUCCUAUGGGAGGGGUAGCAGGAGGUGUUGGCUUUGUGAACGCUCCUCUAACUGCUUCUGAGGUGAGAGGAUUCAAGAAGGAGUUAGGACAUUUAGUUGAGGACCCAGUAGGCAUAGCUAACCAAGUGGAUCAAUUCUUAGGUCCAAAUAUCUACACUUGGGGGGAGAUGAAUUCCAUUCUGAAUAUAUUAUUCUCCCCAGAAGAGGUCCAGAUGAUUAGGGUGGCUGGAAUAAGAAUUUGGGAGAAAGAUAACCGUCCCGGACCCCAGGUGCCAUCAGGGGAACAGAAAUUGCCACUAACGGAUCCCAAGUGGAACCCUAAUCAGGAGGAGGGGAGGAAGGCCAUGAUGGAAUAUAGGUCUUUGAUAAUUCGAGGGAUCAAAGAGUCGGUUCCCAAAGGAACUAAUAACAAAUUGGCAUUUGAGGGUGCUCAAGAGAAGGAUGAAACUCCUGCUACUUGGCUUAAUCGCCUAAAGCGGAAUUUCCAGUUGUAUUCCAAAAUAGACCCAGACACCACAGAAGGUCAAGUGUUACUGAAGGUCCAGUUUGUUACCAAAUCUUGGCCUGAUAUACGAAGAAAACUGGAAAAGAUUGAAGAUUGGCAAGAGAAGGACAUUAAUGAGUUACUAAGAGAAGCAUUAAAGGUGUAUUUAAGGAGGGAUGAAGAAAGAGCAAAGGCCAAAGCCAGGAUCAUGGUUGCGGUAGCUAGAGAAAGUGUAGGGGCAAACUACUCUAUCCCACGAUCCGAGGGUCCACCACCAGGAGGAAGCAAAGAUUGGGCAGUACGGUCAGGUGCAAGCAGAAUAGAGAGACCUCAAAUCAGGUGCUGCUAUUAUUGCGGAGGGAUAGGUCAUAUAAGGAGGUUUUGUAGAAAGCUCAGUACUGAUGAGGCAAUAGCCAGGGAACAAGAUGACUUAGGGAGGAUUCUUAGGGGUGAUUAUUAAAGGUGUCAAGAGCUCUAUAUUUUAGGGGACCCCAUGCAACAUUUAGAAGAUCCCUUGGUAUACUUUAGGAGACCCCUAAAUGAAGGAUUUAAAUUUGUGGUAGAUACAAGAGCACAUUAAGCCUGUCUUAACAAUGUAGCAGAAGAUAUAGUGCUAUGCACGAAGACAUCUAGGGUUAGACAAAACAGCUGGGUGAAGAGAUAUCCAGUAGCACCAGGAUUGGGCAGUAACACCUAAAUUUGUAAUAAGUGACGUGAGAUCAAAAGGUACCUUAUGGUUUUCUUGUAGUGUGUGUGAGAGUGAAGUCACACAAAGUCGACCUCAACUUCCCGGGCGGGUGGGAAGUGAGGGGCACUGGAAAGAGUGCAUGACCCGAAAACCAGGUUUUAGUCCCUGGGCAGGUGAGGGCUUUAGCCAAAGAGUGUGUGUGACCUGCAGAGAUAAUUGAGUGAAUGUAGAUGAAUGAAAGUACAGGUAAUGUGGAAAGAUGAAAAAAAAAAAAAGAAAAAGAAAAAGAGAAAAAAAGAGAAAAAGGCAUACCAGAAGGGAACUCCCUAAACACUAUCUUGGAGUUUGUCAGCUAACAGAAAUAAAUAUGGCUCCUUGCAAAUUACAGGGUAUGAAAAAGUUGAGAGAAACAAUGCAAGCUAUAGAAAAAAAAAAAAAAAAAGAAAUUAACCAAUUUUAUAUAACACUAACCCAAGCGAUUUGAGUUUUAAAGAAAUAAUUAAUGCUUAUACUUGCAAGCUCCUUUAAGGUACUCAUGGCUAAUUCAACUGUGCAGACCAGAAGAAAGAGUUGGACCCACUACACCAGAUCCUGCACCACUCUCCCUUCCUGGCAUUGGUUCACCUUCUGGCAUUGGGCCAGAAACCACACCACUCCCAUCCUCUAGCAUUGGGCCAGAAUCUGCACUCUGUCUUCUUCUGGUAUUGGACCUGGAUUCAACACCACUGUCUUCCUCUGGGGUUGGACCAAGAUUCAACACCACUUUUGCACCUUCUGGCAUUGGACCAAGAUUCAAGAUCAGCUUCUCCCUCUGGCAUUGGGCCAGAAUCCACACCACAGUCUUCCUCUGGUAUUGGACCAGGAUUCACCUUCUCCCUCUCACCUUCUAGCAUUGGACUAGAUUCCAGAUGACUCACCCCCUAACUCAGGACAGGAGUCAACCACAUCACAAGUUAAUUCACCAGGGUAUACUGUUACAAAAGGACUAAAAGACUUAAAAUUGACUCUCAGAAGGAAGCGUCAAAAAAGCUGAACUGUAUGAGGAAAUAGAUUGGUAUCAGAAUCAUAACAAAUCUUAAAGUGUUUUCAAAAUUUCUGUGUUUGAAAAAAGGUUGCAAAAAGUUAGGGCUGUUAAUGAGAAAUUUCAGUUAAGUUCCCCCAAAUUAGGACCAAAGACACCAGGUCAGUCCUCUACAGAGUACCCUCCCAGGGACAGACCAAAUUAGUAAGGACAGACCAAGAGAGGUUUAACCAGAGGAAUGGGUAAAAGGGACUCUAAAAGGGCUGGAAAAACCCCAAGAGGCAAGGCCGGGUGGGCAGGCUGUGUAAGAUGACCCAUACCGGAUUCUUGGGAAGGGUAGUAAUGAUGGAUUUCAUUCCUGGUGGUGCUCAGGGGAGCCCAGGAGAGCCAUGCAGUAAAUGCUACCAACUCCUCUAGGAGGAAGAAAUAAGUUCCUUGUUGAGAGUCCACACCAGCUUUAACCCUGAUUGUGUUAACCUCUCCCAACUGGUCUUUUUGUCAAAAAGGAUGAGAAAAUGUAUUGGCCCAGAAUACCACCACUUUAAGCAGAUACUCCUUGGAGGAUGCCCUGUAGGAGAAGCCUGGUUGCACUUUGAACGUGAUGCUACUAAGGCAAGCCUGGUAAAUUCUAUGCUCAUAAUUUAAAAAUUGUAAGUUGAUGUGAGCUUAAGUUAAAGCUCGAUCAAAGAAAAAGAGGGGGGAACUGUGAUGAACAAAAAAAGGGUUACCCAUUUUUUUUUCCAAAAGUAGAAUUACAAGUUUAACCAGUUCUGGUAGAGGAGUGCUUUUGUUAGCUGCUUGUCAAAUCACCUGUUAAAUAUUGGGUCUUUAGCCAUCUAUGGUUGAGAAUUCACUCUAUUGUAUCAACAUCACUCUGCUUGUGGCCAGGCGGGAGGAUGGCAUUCCCCCCCCCCCACAUGGUAGAGGGGAGGGAACCAGGAGUUGAUAUGCAGAUAAGUUUAAAGCCAAAAUGCAGUGGGGCAAGCCCCUAUUCCAAACGCAAUUAAUAAACCCCUAAACCAGCGAGCCAAUAUGGAAUUCAGAGAUCAAAGUGGUCUCUAGACAUCAGGGGUGAGGUGAGAAGCCAGCAGAGACUCUGAAAACCUUAAUGGCCCCUCACCACAACUUAAGAAGAUGUUGGUUAGAGCCAAGACCUGAGUCUGCCAACUCAAAAUUGGGAUCCUGGGGGUGUAUACCCCUGCCUGCUCUCGUGCGGCUGGACCCCCAGUUCUGUCCCCUGGUGGACAAGGCUGCAUUUGCCUCCUCCUCUGCGUCACUCCAGGGAGCUGCAUCCAGGCCUCCCAGCCUUAAGCUGAUCACUUUUAAUAAAGGCAUCAAAAAGGGAGAAAUAUCUCCUGCCCUGUUUAUUUCAGUGGAAUUACAAGAACCAAGUAUUUUUAAAGUGCUGACAAAAAAUAACCAAAUUAACCACCCAACACCCCAAGAAACAAACAAACAAACAAACAAACAAAAACACAAAAACAGACUAAAAAGCAAAACAAGAAAUCACACAAAACAAACCAAACACCAAACAAAAACAAAUCUACUUUUCUAUACCCAGACUGAGGAUAUUAGUACUCUUUUGAGCUCUGCAUAAAAUCAAAGAUUGGCAUAACUAAAAGGUAUGCGCAUCAAUUAUACUUAAUUGACUGUUUACAUUGUUCAUGUUUCUCUUACAUUAGGCACUUGACAAAGCUUUUAAAACCCUGUUGCACUGUAUUAUCUGAAGCUGUCCAACUGACUCUCCUGAUGCAGGAUAGAGGUCUCCUGGAUAAUAUAUUCUGCUUCAGAAAAGAGUCAGCAUCUCAGUCAUAGUGUAGGUAGUUUAUUAUUAUUUUCCACUUAAGGGGAUGAUCUGCUUUAAGGUUGUGCUCACCUUAGCAAGCUAGAGGACUUUUUUAUAGGAAAAAAAUUAAUGCUGAGACACCUCUGUCAUCCUACAUGCCUUUCAGGGGUUUACCCCAGGUUCUACUGUGGUUCUAAUUACUGAAUGACCACCAGUAGCUGGAGCCCAACAGGUGAAUUUCCAGAAUACAUGUGUCCUGUGGAAUCAUAUAUGUGGGCAGAAGUUUUCAGGUUGUCAUUCACAGUGUGAACUAAAGCAUGAUAAGAGGGGACACUUGUCACCGACAUGUUUUAUGAAAGAAACCUUUCCUUAGGAUUUUUUCCCUCCUAAGAAGCUGAGAGGCCUCAAGAACAAAAUGUAAACAAUUCUUAUCUGCUGCUGUGGAAUGCAACAGAUGGAUCUGUGAUUGGUCUCAUCUAGUUGUUUCUAAUUAAUAGCCAAUCACAGUCCAGCUGUCCAGACUGUCUUGGUCAGAGACAAACCUUUGUUAAUGAUUCCUUUUCUAUUCUUAGCUAGCUUUCUGCUGAAAUCUUUUCUUCUAUUCUUUUAGUAUAGUUUUAAUAUAUCAUAUAUCAUAAAAUAAUAAAUCAAGCCUUCUGAAACAUGGAGUCAACUUUCUUGUCUCUUCCCUCAUCCUGGGACCCCUGCAAACACUGUCACAGGCACUUAAGAGUUUUGUUUCAGAAGUUCACUCCUCCUAAGAGCAAAAUUGCUCAGAAAAGUGGAAGUUUCUAAAGCCAUUAAUGGUUAAUUGUCAUCCUGUAACAGGCAUUUGAUUUGCUCAAACAUAGCUUCAAUGUCUAAACCCUCUCUUUUUCUUUAUUUACAUUAUAUAUACUCCCUCAUCUAGACCAAGUUAAAAAUCACUAAAAUUAUAACAAAAAAAGGUCUUUGCAUCUUAAAGAAAGAUCAUUUUGGUCCUGUCAUAAAAGCAUCAAAGAAAUACUACUAGGUUUUAAGAUUUAAUUUCAAAACCUUUAUGUAUGUAACAUAACCAAUACAUCAAAAUUGUUUGUAUAUAUUUUUCAGUAAGGAUUUCAUACUGAUGCCUUGAGAGGCUGACCUAGAAUAGAGACUAGACAGAGCUAAAGGAAUAAAGUAGGUAUUUAUUAAAAAGCCAGACAAGGAUAGACCUUGGGCAGCAAAAGAGCCUGGCCUGGGCUUUGCUGAAGAUGGGCCCAAGAUGGUCACAAGAUGAAUGACCAGUCACAAGGUUUCACAAUUUAAUAAGUUUUGGUCCAUUUACCUGUUGGGGUUAACUGUCCAAUUACAGCUUCAGGUUAUGAAGUCACAUCCUACUGGUUUGCUUUCUUCAAUUUGCUGUUUAUGCUUCUGGGCUUGAGGAUUUAAUAGUUGUCCUUGGUUCUCAAUAUGGAAAAGGAUUUUUUUGUCUAACUACCCUAUGGAGAGAACUUACCAACACUUUAUAUGAAAUUCAGAGUUAGACACUAAAGCAGUACAGACUCUGAAAAAUAUGAAAGCUAAAACUUAAGGCAUCAAU
Molecule: messenger RNA, 7967 nt
Organism: Serinus canaria (Common canary)
Lineage: Eukaryota; Metazoa; Chordata; Aves; Passeriformes; Fringillidae
Exons: 2
Coding region: 2433-3371 (312 amino acids)
Biological process (GO): virion assembly
Molecular function (GO): zinc ion binding; nucleic acid binding
Source: RefSeq, a predicted model, not a curated record